This is a messenger RNA of Siniperca chuatsi (mandarin fish), 2507 nucleotides long. It is a transcript of the gene rassf1, whose product is annotated as Ras association domain family member 1. Lineage: Eukaryota; Metazoa; Chordata; Actinopteri; Centrarchiformes; Sinipercidae. Gene Ontology annotation, cellular component: microtubule cytoskeleton; nucleus. The record is from RefSeq and is a predicted model, not a curated record. The coding region runs from base 1223 to 1999 and encodes 258 amino acids. The transcript has 5 exons. Gene Ontology annotation, biological process: Ras protein signal transduction.
CAGUCUUCACUGGAUUGUUUUAUUAUUUUCAAAAAUUGCAUACUUUACAGAUAAUUUACAAUAGAAAAGAACUUCUAAAUUGUGAGUCCAUGAUUUAACUGUACAAGAAAAAUAAUGUGUGCUCACUACCACCUCUGUUCAUAUUGUGUAGGCAAGUAGGCCAAAGCAGAUGGAGGCUAUCCGAUUGUCUACUGCUGUCCACUGAGUAUCAGUGUGCCAUAUGUCCUCAAAGAUACUGGUUUUAUUACCUCCUCAUUGUCAAGGCAUCUAUACAGAAAGCAAUUUGGGAGAGAGCUGAGGGGAGGGGAUAACUGAAUAACUUCACAAUAAAACAGGUGUCUUUAUUUCAGAACAGCAAAAAGAAUCUGUCACUGCUGAGGCCCGUGGACCAGAACAAGUUCUCAGAUAAUUAAAGGAUUGGUUUUUCAUUUCAGGCCAUAUUAAUAUAAAGUCUAUCAUCAUGUCCAAUAGGACAUUCCUUUCCAAAAAAAAGGAGAAAUCUUCUUUUAGAUAGAGAUGGAUUGUUUUCUAUUGCUUGUAACUGUCCAUAUCACAACUUCACCAGUGGCUUUAUUAUUGUGAAACUCACUAUUCUGCCACACCUUAUAACUUAGAAAGUGAAACAGAAGGUCACAAAGCAUGCUUUCAAUCAGGUUUUAUUGUCUUUGUAAGAUUCCUUCUUUCCAGCGUGGUUGUAUACACAAAAUAUAGUCCCAGAACAAUAAAACCAUAACAUACUGUAUAGGUAUGUCCGAUUGAACGUUUCCUGCUUUGGAAAAGUUGAUUUAUCAUGAUUUCUGAAGCCCUAAAUGAUUGCCCCACUAGACUAUGUUUAAACACAGUGUGAAGGUGUGGAAGAACAGCGCAUUUCUCGAAUAUAAAGCUAUUACUGAACUUGUGAUAUGGUUAAUUAUAUAUGAUAGGAAACUACAUUGUAAUGUUAAUAUGUACACACACAUCAACAAUAACAUAGGGUGAAAGUUUUGCUCUUAGGAUAAUUUGAGCAGAUCUCUGUGGCAGUGGGCUGGCCCUUUAGACAUUUUGUGAGGUUUUAUUGUCAGGGAGGAGCAAAUGGAAAUGCUGAGGUCAAAAGUGCUGUUAGUAGAAUCAGAUCUAAGACAGAAGAGACAGAGGAAUGCUGGGAAAUUGCUGACAUUCAACUCUUGCAAUAACAAAAAUCUAAAAAGGUUUGCUAAAAUUCCCGCUCAACUGAACCUUUGAAAUGACCUGGGGAAGCACAGCAAGUGACACAUUCUGCAGUCAGGAGGACAGUAGCUCAGAGCUGGAACUGUAUUUCACUGCACAUACGUCUUUCUUUCACAAGGUCAGAAGAUCGGAGGAUGAACAGAUCGAUUGGGGUAAACAGGAGUUGACUCUUACUGAGAUUCAACACAAGGUUAAGGAGUAUAAUGCACAGAUCAACAGCAAUCUCUACAUGUUGGCUAAUAAAGAUGGGUCCUACACUGGUUUCAUCAAGGUCCACUUUCAGUUGGUCCGUCCUGUCUCCCUCCCUCCCCCUCAGAGCCUGUGCUCCACACAGGAGGGAGAUCAGCAGGGUGGACGGAUGAAACGGCGGACAUCUUUCUACCUCCCCAAAGAUACUGCCAAGCACCUGCACAUAAGCUCCCAAACACGUGUACGAGAAGUCAUCGAGGCAUUGCUCAACAAAUUCACCAUGGUGGACAACCCAGCCAAGUUUGCCCUGUUUGAACGCAUUGAGAGACAAAGUCAAGUGUACAUGCGUAAACUGUCUGAUGAUGAGUGUCCCCUCUACCUGCGCUUGUGUGCGGGCCCCAGUGAAAAAGUCUUGAGUCUGGUUUUGAAAGAGAAUGAGACAGGGGAUGUAAAUUGGGAUGCAUUUAGUUUUCCUGAGUUGUGCAACUUUCUGCGAAUCCUGCAGCGUGAGGAAGAAGAGCAUGUACGGCAGAUUGUAAAGCGUCACGCUCUUGCUAGAGACAUGAUGAAGCAGGCCAUGGCGAGGAUUACUACUCCUGGUUGACUUUGAGCAAUUCAACUAAUCUUCAUAUUUAAACAAGAAAAAGAACAUUCUGCCACUUUGAAUAGUAUUGUUGAUCAGCAAUGUAAAAGGGAAGGAAAGAGCUCAGACAAUGACAUUGUUUUGAAUAAAUGUUUAUUAUGUUUAUGAAGCAGUGAUACUGCUGCUACAUUUAUUGUGAACUACUUAAAGACUUAGGCCCUGCUAAUUUUGUGCAAGCAGAGCCACUGUGUGGGGGGAAAAAAGAGAUUAUCUUGAACUUAAUUAGAUGCAGUUAUUUGUUGAAAAACCAUGCUGCUUGACUUGUUUAUUUAUAGUGGUAUUGAAAACACAAGUUUAGUCUUUCUGGUCAUUUAUCAUGUGAUAUUUAGUUUCAUUUAUAUUCUGUGAAGCUGUUUUUAAAUGUUGGCACUUUAAUGAACCUGUGAAAUGGAUUUGGGCAAGUUAAAAUGUGAAACGAUGUGUUUACAUCCUAAAAUUAAUUAUCUAAUAAAAUGAUGAUAAUAAAUCA